Messenger RNA from Diaporthe citri, 675 nucleotides. RefSeq lists its product as uncharacterized. The transcript is spliced from 2 exons. The record is from RefSeq and is a predicted model, not a curated record. Gene Ontology annotation, molecular function: ATP-dependent chromatin remodeler activity; ATP binding. The coding region runs from base 1 to 675 and encodes 224 amino acids. Lineage: Eukaryota; Fungi; Ascomycota; Sordariomycetes; Diaporthales; Diaporthaceae.
AUGGCCGACAGCAGCGGGCAACAAGUAUACCUACCGAACCUCGUCCUCACUCUCGCGAGCCUGGUUCAGCAGACCGUUGCGGCUAUGCGCAUGUUUUUCAGCUCCACACUAGAUGUUGGACUGGACGGCAAUGAAACCGAAGGUGACCCGACACCCGAGCCGAAGAAACUUGGACGCAAGCGCAAGGCGAAAGCCAAAAAGGAAAAGGAAGACAAGCACAAGAACAUCGAGGUGACGAAGAUUGACGAAGUUCUAAAAUUGGUAUUCAACUUCCUCAUCUUGGACGAGGCGCAUUAUGCCAAGGCAGAGGCCAGCAAAGCCACGAGGUUUGUCAACAGUAUUCAGGCUAGGAUGAGGGUCCUCAGCACAGCUACACCGUUGAAUCACCCACGGGACAUCAUAUCCUACGUGAAGCUCGGUGUGCUCGAAGCAUCGCCCGAUCUAUCAUUCCUCGAAAAGUUCGUUCCCAGAAAGAUGGACCUCAGACUGAUAUACGACGAUGGAAUCGACCCUUAUCACCUAACCGGAUCGAAAGGUUACACUGAUGUCUAUGGAGUGGAGCACCCGGUCGACACGAACGUCACGAAAACGUUCUUGGUCAAGGAUUCCAAUGAUCCAGUGAUGCAGCAACUGUGCAGAUUGUACGACAAGGAGGGUUUCGCAUGGUGGAAGUAA